Nelumbo nucifera (sacred lotus) is the source of this 4416-nucleotide messenger RNA. Its product is annotated as phytochrome B. Lineage: Eukaryota; Viridiplantae; Streptophyta; Magnoliopsida; Proteales; Nelumbonaceae. The record is from RefSeq and is a predicted model, not a curated record. Gene Ontology annotation, biological process: protein-tetrapyrrole linkage; regulation of DNA-templated transcription; detection of visible light. Gene Ontology annotation, molecular function: protein homodimerization activity; photoreceptor activity; phosphorelay sensor kinase activity.
AAAAACGAAGGGAAGAGAGAGGGAGAGAGCAGCGGCAGCCGGCAGGUAGCCAAAUAGCCCAACCCAAAGCUCACAGCGAGGGGGACUUGAGGGACAGCAUGAUAAGUGUGUCGAGGGAAUCAAUAGAAGGAUCAGAACUGUAGAAAUCUUUUUCUUCUGCAUCGUUUAUCCUCACCAGAAAAGUAUCAAAACCCCACCCGAUAAUCCGUUCUUCUUUUUCUUUUGGGCCUUUCUUCUAAGGUCCACCCACACAUUUCGAUUCUCGAACGAAUCAAGAGGGGAAGAUUUUUAGUUGAGAGUUGUUAAGAUCUCUCCCAAGGGCGAAGGCCCUAUCCAGCUAAAGGAAGAGGAAGGAAAAAAGGCAACGGAGAAGACCCCAUUCCCAUUCAUGGCUUCAGGCAGCAGAGCAACCAAUGCCCACCAAACCCACUCCUCCGGUGGAAGCAAUAUCAGACCCCACAACCACGCCGACUCCGUGAACAAGGCCAUUGCCCAGUACACUAUCGAUGCUCGUCUCCAUGCCGUCUUCGAGCAAUCAGGCGAGUCCGGUAAGUCCUUCGACUACUCCCAAUCCGUUAAAACCACCAAUCAAUCUGUUCCUGAACAACAAAUCACCGCCUACUUGUCCAAAAUUCAACGCGGCGGUUACAUACAGCCCUUCGGCUGUAUGGUCGCCGUCGAUGAAUCCAACUUCUUGGUCAUCGCCUACAGUGAGAAUGCCACGGAAAUGCUCGACCUUAAUCCGCAGUCGGUCCCCAAUCUGGACAGACAUGAGACUCUCACGGUUGGCACCGAUGUCCGAACUCUUUUCAUUCCAUCGAGUGCGGUUUUGCUCGAGAAGGCCUUUGGUGCCCGGGAAAUUACGUUACUCAACCCUGUUUGGGUUCACUGCAAGAAUUCCGGGAAACCCUUCUAUGCAAUUUUGCAUAGGAUCGAUGUGGGAAUUGUAAUUGAUUUGGAGCCUGCAAGGACGGAGGACCCCGCUUUGUCCAUUGCAGGGGCCGUGCAGUCACAGAAGCUCGCCGUCCGUGCGAUUUCAAGGUUGCAAUCGCUUCCGGGUGGGGAUAUCAAGCUUCUUUGCGAUACCGUGGUUGAGCAAGUGCGGGAGCUUACGGGAUAUGAUCGAGUCAUGGUGUAUAAAUUCCACGAGGAUGAGCAUGGUGAGGUUGUGUCUGAGAGCAAGCGGCCGGACCUGGAGCCUUAUAUUGGGUUACACUAUCCUGCCACUGACAUACCCCAGGCCUCAAGGUUCUUGUUCAAGCAGAAUCGUAUCCGGAUGAUAGUUAAUUGCCAUGCCACACCUGUUCGGAUAAUUCAGGCUGAAGGGUUUACUCAAUCCUUAUGCUUGGUUGGUUCGACACUCCGUGCCCCACACGGUUGUCAUGCUCAGUAUAUGGCCAACAUGGGUUCAAUAGCUUCCCUAGCCUUAGCAGUAAUUAUCAAUGGGAAUGAUGAAGAAAGUGCUGGUGGGCGUAACUCUAUGAGGCUAUGGGGACUUGUCGUGUGCCACCAUACAUCUCCAAGGUGCAUUCCCUUCCCCCUCCGUUAUGCUUGCGAGUUCCUUAUGCAGGCCUUUGGACUUCAGUUGAACAUGGAAUUGCAAUUAGCAUCCCAGUUAUCAGAGAAGCAUGUAUUACGGACCCAAACUCUCUUGUGUGAUAUGCUUCUCCGGGAUUCGCCUACUGGUAUUGUCACCCAGAGCCCCAGCAUCAUGGACCUUGUAAAGUGCGAUGGGGCUGCACUUUAUUACCAAGGGAAAUACUAUCCACUUGGUGUCACCCCUACUGAGGCUCAGAUAAAAGAUAUUGCAGAGUGGUUGCUGGCUCACCAUGGGGACUCCACAGGGUUGAGCACGGACAGUUUGGCUGAUGCUGGGUACCCUGGAGCAGCCUCACUUGGUGAUGCAGUUUGUGGGAUGGCUGUGGCUUAUAUAUCAUCUAGAGAUUUCUUGUUUUGGUUCAGGUCCCACACAGCCAAAGAGAUCAAAUGGGGAGGGGCAAAACAUCAUCCGGAGGAUAAGGAUGAUGUACAGAGGAUGCACCCUCGUUCUUCCUUUAAGGCAUUCUUGGAAGUUGUUAAGAGCCGUAGUUUGCCUUGGGAGAAUUCUGAGAUGGAUGCAAUUCACUCCUUGCAGCUUAUACUUCGGGACUCAUUUAGGAAUGCUGAGGGCAGUAAUUCCAAGGCUGUGGUUAAUGCUGAGGUUGGGAAUUUGGAGUUGCAAGGGAUGGAUGAGCUCAGUUCAGUUGCGAGAGAGAUGGUUAGGCUGAUAGAAACUGCUACUGCUCCCAUUUUUGCCAUCGAUUCACUUGGGCAGAUAAAUGGGUGGAAUGCAAAGGUUGCAGAGUUGACAGGACUUUCAGUUGAGGAAGCCAUGGGGAAGUCACUGGUUCAUGAUCUUGUUCAUAAGGAGUCUGUGGAGGUUGUCAACCAGCUUCUUUAUCAUGCUCUUAGAGGUGAAGAAGAUAAGAAUGUAGAAAUAAAGCUGAAGACAUUUGGCUCACAACAGCUAAAUAAAGCCAUUUUUGUGGUUGUCAAUGCUUGCUCUAGCAAAGAUUACAUGAAUAAUAUUGUUGGAGUUUGCUUUGUGGGUCAGGAUGUCACUGGUCAGAAAGUGGUAAUGGACAAGUUUAUCCACAUACAGGGUGAUUAUAAAGCCAUUGUGCAGAGCCCCAACCCUCUGAUCCCACCUAUAUUUGCGGCUGAUGAGAAUACUUGUUGCUCGGAGUGGAACACGGCCAUGGAAAAGCUGACUGGAUGGGGAAGAGGAGACAUGAUUGGGAAGAUGUUGGUGGGGGAGAUUUUUGGCAGUAUAUGUCGGCUAAGGGGUCCGGAUGCCUUGACAAAAUUCAUGAUUGUCUUGCACAAUGCAAUUGGUGGGCAAGAAACAGACAAGUUUCCAUUUUCAUUCUUUGACCGCAAUGGGAAAUAUGUACAUGCUCUUUUGACAGCAAAUAAGAGGGUUAAUAUGGAAGGCCAGAUUAUUGGUGCAUUCUGUUUCUUGCAGAUUGCAAGUCCAGAACUUCAGCAAGCUCUUGAAAUUCAGAGACAGCAAGAGAAGAAAUGCUUUGCAAGAAUGAAAGAGUUGGCCUAUAUCUGCCAGGAAAUAAAGAAUCCACUAAGUGGAAUACGCUUUUCUAACUCACUCUUGGAGGCUACGGAUUUAACUGAAGAUCAGAAACAGUUUCUUGAGACAAGUGCUGCUUGUGAGAGGCAGAUGAUGAAAAUCAUAAGGGAUGUUGAUUUGGAGAGAAUCGAGGAUGGAUCACUGGAGCUUGACAAGGUUGAAUUUUUAGUUGGGAAUGUUAUAAACGCUAUUGUUAGCCAAGUUAUGUUCCUUCUAAGGGAAAGGAGCGUGCAAUUAAUUCGGGAUAUCCCAGAAGAAAUUAAAAUAUUAGCUGUUUAUGGUGAUCAAGUGAGAAUUCAGCAGAUCUUGGCUGAUUUUUUGUUGAAUAUGGUCCGAUAUGCACCAACUCCGGAAGGCUGGGUAGAAAUUCAUGUUUGGCCUCGUUUGGGUCAGAGUUCAGAUGGAAGAGAGCUUGUGCAGCUUGAAUUCAGGAUUGUUUGCCCUGGGGAGGGCCUUCCUUCAGAUGUUGUUCAAGAUAUGUUUAAUAACAGCCAAUGGGUGACUCAGGAAGGUCUAGGGUUGAGCAUGUGCAGGAAGAUUCUAAAGCUGAUGAAUGGUGAAGUCCAAUAUAGCAGGGAGUCUGAAAGAUGUUAUUUCCUCAUUAAGUUUGAACUUCCUAGACCUCACAGAGGUUCAAAGAGUUUGGGUUAGAUUUUAUUCACCCAUGAGUCACGAAACUUCAGACUGCUUCUCAAACUUGACCUGUUGCUGUCUUGUUACAUCUACCAGGAGAGUUGCAAGGCAACUGCUUAAAAGGUUCUAACAGCUAGCAUAAGCAGUUCAUCCAAUCCAUGUCUGUGGUUUUUUAGGCACUGGUUUGAAGAAAUACGAGGCCUACUACUGCUGCUGUACAAGUAGUAACUGAUAUCCUUUUUAGUCUGAAGUAUGUAUCAUAGUAGGAUUACAUGGAAUGGACUCUGUCCUCAUUGAAGUGCACAGGGUGUGGUUGUCCUGAUUCAUUCAUGGAGAAGGCCCCAGUAGGAUGCGGUAUAUUUUCAUGGAAGCCAACGCUGAGGCUUCCAUGGUACACCUGAGUUGUUGAUCAAUGUGGAUCAUUACUUGUUUCCUUGUGCCAUAACUGUGUAUAUCUAAUGUUAUUUUUCUGAUGUUUUAUUUGAAUUUCAAAAGAUGUGAGUGAAAUUUUUACGGGCUUGGAGGAUCUUUUUGGCUCUAACUCAAAGCGGCAGCUUCUGUACAAUAAAAGGAUCUGUCAUGCUUUAUUCAUGUAUGCAGCAUCAACUCUGGCUGGUAAACUAAUCCACCAUAUGUAUUUAUUUGAUCAUUUUUCUGUU